AUGAAUUCUGAUUCGAGCUCUGUCUCCAGCAGAGCUUCAUCGCCGGACAUGGAUGAGAUGUAUCUGAGGGAACACCACCACCGCCACCACCACCACCAGGAGAGCCGUCUCAACUCGGUCUCCUCCACGCAGGGCGACAUGGUGCAGAAGAUGCCCGGGGAAAGCCUCUCGCGGGCCGGCGCCAAGGCCACCGGCGAGAGCAGCAAGUACAAAAUCAAGAAGCAGCUGUCGGAGCAGGACCUACAGCAGUUGAGGCUGAAGAUCAACGGUCGGGAGCGCAAGCGGAUGCACGACCUAAACCUCGCCAUGGACGGGCUUCGAGAGGUCAUGCCCUACGCGCACGGGCCCUCGGUGCGCAAGCUCUCCAAGAUCGCCACUCUCCUGCUGGCCAGAAACUACAUCCUCAUGCUCACCAGCUCCCUGGAGGAGAUGAAGAGGUUGGUUGGCGAGAUCUACGGGGGCCACCACUCUGCCUUCCACUGCGGGACCGUGGGCCACUCGGCCGGCCACCCCGCGCACGCCGCCAACGCGGUGCACCCCGUGCACCCCAUCCUGGGCGGCGCGCUCUCGUCCGGCAACGGCUCGUCGCCGCUGUCCGCCGCCUCGCUGCCGGCCAUCGGCACUAUUCGACCUCCCCACUCGCUGCUCAAGGCGCCCUCCACGCCGCCCGCGCUGCAGCUGGGCAGCGGCUUCCAGCACUGGGCCGGGCUGCCCUGCCCCUGCACCAUCUGCCAGAUGCCGCCGCCGCCGCACCUUUCCGCUCUCUCCACCGCCAACAUGGCUCGGCUGUCGGCCGAGUCCAAGGACUUGCUCAAGUGAGCAGAGGACGGCCCGGCAGCUGCCCAGGAUGAGGGGAGAGAGGCGGGAGGGACUGCGGUGUCGGGCCGGGAGGGGAGAGAGAGGCUGAGCACUCGCUCGGCCGGCGGGAGGGUGAGCGCGGGGUCCCGCGGCCUCCCACUCCGUCGGAGAUCUCAGACUCCGCUUGACCUCCCGGAGGGAAAGGACCAAAACCAAACUGCAAUUUCUAGGUGGUAACGAAGGGGGACUCGAACCAGACUUCGUGUGUUUUGCAUGCAUGCUUCUUUUCCCCAUGCCGCGCCAGUGCUUCUCACUUACAUAGGCUCUUGUCAAAACUGCAUUUGUUGUGUAAAGACGGGAUCGGUGUGGUCAAAAACUUGCGAAGGGACUUUAGAGUUGGCUUUCUCUGGCUCUGUGUUCUCACCUUGGAAAAGACAACAUCCCUUUUGUGCAAAAACAGAUGUAAAUAUUUCCUGGAGAUGGAUGCAAUUACGAUUGUCACUAUCUCUCCGCAGUUGUUUUUCUAGAGACGUUGAGAGAGAGAGAGAGAGAGAGAGAGAGAUCAAGACCCAAGUUUUGAAUCUCAACCCCGGUCCAGGGCAUGACAUCUCUUAUGUGGGUUUUCCUUAAGACGCAGUGUAGGUCAAAAGAAUGCAUGCAAGCUUCUAAAUGAAUCUUCUCGAAACAUGUUGUGCAGGCCAUGAUGCCAUUUUCCUUGUAACAAGGAUUUAUUAGUGAAUUCUCCGAAGUAUCCAUAUAUCUGUCUGUGGUUGUAUGAAAUGAAAAAAAGGGGGCAGAGUGCAAAGACCCAAACUCACGCACAAGUGCUUCUUCCCCCACCCCACCCCCUCUGAACUCCAUUCCCAAACUCCAUCCCAAGGCUGUUCUAGGGGCCAGCUAUUGCCAGAGCCUGGGCUCCGUCUACUAGCUUGCCCCAUCCCCCCUCCCCCCUUGCUCAGCGAUUCUGCAUGCGGGGUUGGCUCUCUCUAUCAUCAGCUUUGAAAAGUUAUCAUGGUUUGGGGAGGGGUGCCGUUUUUAUUUUCCUGAACAUUUGCUUGAAAUAUUUU
Acinonyx jubatus (cheetah) is the source of this 1865-nucleotide messenger RNA. It is a transcript of the gene OLIG3, whose product is annotated as oligodendrocyte transcription factor 3. Lineage: Eukaryota; Metazoa; Chordata; Mammalia; Carnivora; Felidae. The record is from RefSeq and is a predicted model, not a curated record. Gene Ontology annotation, molecular function: protein dimerization activity. The coding region runs from base 1 to 819 and encodes 272 amino acids. The transcript has a single exon.